Messenger RNA from Cladocopium goreaui, 918 nucleotides. The record is from the annotation of a GenBank genome assembly. Lineage: Eukaryota; Dinophyceae; Suessiales; Symbiodiniaceae.
AUGGCCAGCCACCGCAACGAAUGUCAGCGGUUAAAGGAUGCGUUUUAUCUCAUUGCCGUGGCCUAUGACUUGGAUGGCAAUGGCUUGUUGGAUGAGGAUGAAGUGCUCCUGAUCCUGGAUCGGUGCCAGUUGUUGGAUGAGAAUUUGACCCCGACGAAGGUCAGGAGUUUCUUCCGGACCUGGGCGGCAGGCUGCAACAGCAUCAUUGGGCUCAGCAUGGGAGCAGAUGACAUUGAUGAUGGAAUCGGCUAUGAGGAGUUCCUGUCUCUUCUGUCUUGGAUCGCCGAUAUGAAGGGCAUUCCACUGGCGCGCUGCCGCGCGCGCGUGAUGCGCUUGUCCCACAAGAUGGUCGACACACAGAGCUCCGUGAGACGGAGGCUAGCACUGCUGUUCGACGGGUUCUGCAAGCGAGAAGCCGAAUGGAUGGGGGCGUAUGAGUUUACGCACCUCUGCCAUACCACCAACCUCUACAAGCAGGGUUUUUUCUCAGCAGGUGAUGCGUUCAAGAUCUUCUAUGAGACUCCUGGACUGGUGGAUCAGAGGAUGGAUUUUGGUGGCUUCAUGCAUGCCAUUCCGCAAGUGGGACUCCUGUUUGGCAAGGACGCCAAAGAGGCGGCGGAGAUGUUCGCUUCGGCGGUAGGACGCAUGGAUACCGACCAGGAGACGGUUCGAAGGGUGAAGCUCCGGAUCAAGCAGGCUGCCGCCAAUGCAGGUACCAGCGGUUGGAGAGAAUUCUUCCACGAAUGCGACACGGAUCAGUCAGGUUACAUGGACAUCGACGAGUUUUUUGACAUGUGUUGGCACAAGCUACACAUGGAUGACAGAAAGAGCCAUUUGCAACUUCUUUUCGAGCGAUUGGAUGAGGAUGACUCCGGGGAGUUGUCGAUCGAUGAAAUGAUCGCAUUUAUCGAGUCAUGA